Trypanosoma theileri is the source of this 1578-nucleotide messenger RNA. Its product is annotated as putative NADH dehydrogenase. Bases 1 to 1578 code for a protein of 525 amino acids. The transcript has a single exon. NCBI's taxonomy places the organism in Eukaryota, Euglenozoa, Kinetoplastea, Trypanosomatida, Trypanosomatidae. Gene Ontology annotation, molecular function: NADH dehydrogenase activity. The record is from RefSeq and is a predicted model, not a curated record.
AUGUUGUUUUCUACACGUUAUGCACUCCGCCCCAACUUGGUGGUAGUUGGCACAGGUUGGGCAGGUGCAUACUUUGUAAAGAAUGUUGAUCCCAAGUUGGCAAACCUGCAAGUUCUUUCCUUACGAAACCAUCAUGUGUUUACACCUCUCCUUCCACAAACGACGACAGGAACCUUGGAAUUUCGAGCAAUAUGUGAACCUAUUUCCCGUAUUCAACCAGCGCUUGCUGAACUUCCGCAUCGUUUUUAUCGUUGUGUUGUUUAUGGUAUUAAUUUUGAUGAAAAGGAGGUAAACUGUGUUGGGGUUGGAGUUGUUGAUGCAGGUUCUAAUGUUCCUGUGCAGACGUUUAGUGUAAAGUAUGACAAACUCGUCUUGGCACAUGGUGCACGUCCGAAUACAUUUAAUGUUCCUGGUGUUAUGGACAAUGCUUUUUUUCUUCGUGAGGUAAAUGAAGCUCGAGGAAUUCGUAAGCGUUUGGUACAAAAUAUUAUGGCAGCCGAUCUUCCUACAACCAGUAUAGAAGAAGCCAAACGCUUAUUGCAUACUGUGGUUGUAGGAGGAGGACCAAUAGGUAUUGAAUUUGCAGGCACUUUGGCUGAUUUUCUUCGCGAAGAUGUACGUAAGGUAAAUCGUAAUCUUGUCAAACACUGCGCUGUAACCGUUCUUGAAGCUGGUGAAGUGUUUGGAACAUUUGAUCAGCGAGUACGUCAAUGGGGUAAAAAGCGUUUAGACGCACUUGGUGUACGUGUUGUAAAGGGUGCUGUGGUUUCUGUAAAUGAGAAGGAAGUGGUUACGAAGGAUGGUACAGUAUUCCCUACUGGACUUGUGGUGUGGGGUACAGGUGUAGGUCCUUCUAUACUCACAAAGGACUUGGAUUUGGACCGAACAUCACGUGGUCGUAUUUCCAUUGAUGAUCAUCUUCGUGUUCUUCGAAAUGGAAAGCCUAUUCCUGAUGUAUUUGCCAUAGGAGACUGUGCGGCGAAUGAAAAGUUGCCAUUACCUACACUUGCCGCGGUUGCCUCACGACAAGGUGUCUACCUUGCAGAUAAAGUCAACAAGGAAUUAAUGAAUAAGCCUGCGCCGAAGCCAUUUGAAUAUAAGAGUCUCGGUUCCAUGGUAAGUAUUGGUGACAGCGCUGCUGUAGUGGAGUUGAACGUUCCCAGAAGGUUUGACUUUGUUGGACUUAAGGCCCUCUACUUUUGGCGCAGUGCCUAUCUCAGCAUUCUGGGCUCAUGGCGCAACAAGCUGUACGUGCUGGUGAACUGGGCGGGAAGUGCCAUCUUUGGCCGCGAUACCACCUUCAUUGGCGAUCUCAGCGAGGACCGCAUCUGGCGGAGUCUCGCGGCGGAGGAAGUCUCGCGGGAAAUGGCCCGCCGUAAGGCCUCUGAGAAACUCAAGACGAUGAACGUAAAUACGACCAUCACCGCAGAGACAGUGGAGAAGGGCGCAGAGCAGGGCUUCAUCACUCGCAAGAGCGGUAAGGCAGAGGAAACGAAGACCACUGAGGCUGAGAAGGAAAAAAAGACCACUGAGGCUGAGAAGGAAACGAAGACCACCACGAAACCAGAGAAACAGUAA